This is a messenger RNA of Pieris macdunnoughi, 594 nucleotides long. NCBI's taxonomy places the organism in Eukaryota, Metazoa, Arthropoda, Insecta, Lepidoptera, Pieridae. The record is from the annotation of a GenBank genome assembly.
AUGGUAUGCAAGAACCAGAAUUGUAAGGCCGACUUCUGCUGGGUCUGCCUCGGGCCCUGGGAGCCUCAUGGCAGCAGCUGGUACAACUGUAACCGAUAUGAUGAGGAUGAAGCCAAAGCGGCUCGUGACGCCCAAGAACGUUCCAGGGCGGCCCUCCAACGAUAUCUGUUCUACUGCAACCGGUACAUGAAUCACAUGCAGUCACUGCGUUUCGAGUCCAAGCUGUACGCCUCCGUUAAGGAGAAGAUGGAAGAGAUGCAACAGCAUAACAUGAGCUGGAUCGAGGUCCAAUUCCUAAAAAAGGCGGUGGACAUUUUGUGCCAGUGCAGGCAGACGUUGAUGUAUACGUACGUGUUCGCGUACUAUCUGCGUAAAAACAACCAGUCGGUUAUAUUCGAGGACAACCAGCGGGACCUCGAAUCAGCUACGGAAACGCUUUCCGAAUAUCUCGAAAGGGAUAUCACUAGCGAAAAUCUCGCCGAUAUUAAGCAGAAAGUGCAGGACAAGUACAGAUACUGUGACAGCCGGCGCAAGGUACUCCUAGAGCACGUGCACGAGGGCUACGAGAAAGACUGCUGGGACUACACUGAGUAA